This is a messenger RNA of Spodoptera exigua (beet armyworm), 2988 nucleotides long. The record is from the annotation of a GenBank genome assembly. Lineage: Eukaryota; Metazoa; Arthropoda; Insecta; Lepidoptera; Noctuidae.
AUGGCGGUCAGAUUGUGGCUCUGUGUAACGAUAGUGACUCAUGUGUUGGUCCUAGCUCUAUGUAAUGAUGAACUUGAUACGACAAUUUCAACUAAUGUUGUUUCAACCGAAUCAACAUCAGCGCCAUUACUAACAAACAACAUCAUCAAAAAAGUGAAAUGUCGUAAAAUUAAAAAUUGUCCGAAGAACGAAGAGUUUUCAAUAUGUCCUCAAUCAAUUCAAAGAGCACAGUAUUGUUCAGAAAGGGGUCAGUCCUCUAGACAGCUGGCUGUUGACGAUGAGUCCUGCAAAAGAGGAUGCGUCUGCAAGAAAGGUUAUUUGAGGGCAAAUAACGGCACUUGUGUUGAUGAACAAGAAUGUCCAACCACAUGCGGGCCCAAUGAAAUACAGGACAACUGUCCAGCGAACUGCGAAUCCAACUACUGCCCAACUAGUAACAACAGUGAUAAUUCACUAUGCACCACUCCUGAUGUCUGUCCACCUCCAGUCUGCAAAUGUCGUUUCAACUACCGUCGCGCCAUCAAUGGGACCUGCAUACCCACUAGAAGUUGCCCACCUUUUGACUGUAGUUCAAAGCCAAAUGAAGAGUUUGUCAGCUGUCCACCACUAUGUCCAACUGAUGAUUGCAGUCAAGCUUCACCAACUGGCAAAUGUCCAGCACUUUUUGGGAAUAUUGGAAUAGUUUUAACAUGUAACCCUAAAUGUAGAUGCAUUAACGGAUACUGGAGACUAAAUGGAACUUGUGUGCCGUAUGGACAGUGUCCUGGAGUAUGCCCCAAAAAUGAAAGGUAUUCCGAGUGCAUACAAGGUGAAUGCCGAGCUCUGAACUGUACUCAAAUAGGUCAGUCAAUACAAUGCCCCCGAAUAAGACCCGAGUUUUGCAAGAAGGGAUGCGUUUGCGACGAAGGGUAUUUGAGAAAUAAAAAUGGUACUUGUGUUAAGGAGGAGCAAUGUGAAGCUCCAGUUUGUCCAGCCAAUGAAAUAUGGUCGACAUGUGCCCAAGCUACUUGUAGAGCAGAAAACUGUACGCAAAGGGGCAAACCUAUUGCUUGCCCAAGAGUCCGACCAGAAUUCUGCAUCAAAAAGUGUAUUUGUGAUAAUAAUUUUCUGAGAAAUGACAAAGGAGUUUGCGUACCACAAGACCAAUGUCCUCCUCCAACUUGCAGUGAAAAUGAACAAUUAGAAAAUUGCUCACAGUCCUGCACCUCAGAUAAUUGUCCAUACUCAGAAGACCAAAUGAAGAAUGAAGUUUGUUCCAAGUCAGAUACUUGCAUUCCUAGAUGUAAAUGCAAGUUCAACUACCGACGAGCUGAAAACGGAACCUGUAUUCCAACUGAAAGUUGCCCACCCUUCGACUGCAGUUCCCGUCCCAAUGAAAAAUACAACCCUUGUCCACCGUUGUGUCCAUCUGAUGAUUGUGGUCAACCCCGACUCAAGGGACGAUGCCCAUACAAAAUAGGGAUUCGUCUCAAAUGCAAUCCUAAGUGCGAGUGCUUGGAUGGAUAUGGCAGAGUCAACGGUACAUGUGUACCUUUCGAAGAAUGUCCUGACCUUUGUGCUGAAAAUGAGGAGUACUCUCCAUGCACACAAAGAACAUGUCGGCCAGAGAAUUGCUCAGAUCGGAAUUCCACUAUGGAGAACUGUUCUUCAGUGGAUGAUGAAUUGUGUGAGCGUGGCUGCGUGUGCAAAGAAAACUUUUACAGAAAUGAUGAAGGAAAUUGUGUUCCUUCUGAAGAAUGCGAAGCGCCAUCUUGUCCAACGAACGAAGAAUUCGUGCCAUGUGUUCAAGGUGUUUGCAGAGCUAUGAACUGUUGGGAGAAAGGUGAAAACGUAUCCUGCCCUGAAAUCCCUGAAGACGAAUGCGAUAGUGGCUGUGUUUGUAAAGAGAACUAUUUAAGAGCAGAAAAUGGCACUUGUGUUCCUGAGGAUACUUGUCAAGCGGUAACAUGUCCACCCAAUGAAGAAUUCUCGUCGUGUUCCCAAGCUGUUUGUAGAGCAUUUGAUUGCAAAGAAAGAGGACAACCUAUACCUUGCCCAAUGAUCCUCGAAGGUUCUUGCAUAAAGGAAUGCAUCUGUAAAUACGGUUACCUACGAGAUGAGAACGGCGAUUGUAUACCAGAAGAAACAUGUCCCCCUCCAACCUGUGUUGAGAAUGAAGUACUACAAAACUGUUCUGAAUAUUGUACGUCCGAUAACUGCCCUUACUCCGCGGAUCAGGAAGACGAAUGUUACCCAUCUUUUCCUCCAGGCUCUUGUGUGCCCGAGUGUAAAUGCAGGUUUAAUUACAGAAGAAGUGACAAUGGAACUUGUAUACCGACUAGAAGUUGUCCUCCAUUCGACUGCAGUGACAGACCCAAUGAAGAGUACCAUCCUUGUCCUCCUAUUUGUCCAUCUGACGCUUGUGGCAAACCCAGACUUACUGGUCACUGUCCAUUCAACAUAAAAAUAGUUCUAAAUUGCCAGCCAAAAUGCCAAUGUAAGGAUGGAUAUGGCAGAGUCAAUGGAACGUGCGUACCAUUUGAAGAAUGUCCUGAUCUCUGCCCUACCAAUGAGGAAUACUCUCCUUGCACACAAAGAACUUGUCGACCACAGACCUGUUCCAACCGCAACUCCACCGUUGCAAAUUGUUCUAAUUGUGAUGACACUGAAUGCCAACGAGGAUGCAUCUGCAAGGAGAACUUCUACAGAAAUGAUGAUGGAGCCUGUGUACCUUCUGAGGAAUGUGAUGAUGAUGAGGAUAAUAAUGAUUCUUCACUCUGUACCGGCCCAAACGAACACUACACGAAGGAAUUUCAAAGUUGUCCACCUAACAUCUGCAAAUCACUUGUGGCCAAGUACAAAUGUAAUUCCACGGAGCCAGCAAAACUAGGAUGCCUUUGUGACUCCGGUUAUUUUAGACUAAACUUAACAUCACCCUGUAUACCAAAAUGUGAGUGCCCAGAAAUGGCUAACUCACCGGAUUGCCUUAAAUAAUUUUAUGCUGACUUC